ACCUGCUCUUCCCCAGGGAUGUGGCUGGGUUCCCUCCGAGUGGCUGGGGCUGCACACACACCAUGGGCAGAGGCACUGCCACCCUCGGUGCCCUGCCUGUGGUGCCUUGAUGGGACUACACGGGAAAGGAGAAAUUACAUGAGCACCUCCCCUGACCCCCCAUAAUGGGGCAGCAGCUGGCAGUGCCCGACCCUGGCUGGGCUGAGGUCAGACAGCUGUGUUGGGGUGUUCCCCACCUGAAAGUACCGUCACAGGGUAUUUGGAUAUUUCUCUCGCUGUACAUGCCUUGCCCAGCUGACUUUCCCCUGGGAAUGAGAGUAUUUCCACCUCAGCAUGUCCAAGCUUUUGGUGCUUUCCUGUUUGCACUGGAGAUUGAGUAUCCUGGGGCACAAGUGAUUGUCCUGGGCUCGGCACAGGGUCCCUCAGACCUCAGCUCACACCUACUACCCCCUUGGGGCUGGAAAGAGGGUGGCAAAAGUGACCCCAUAAAGAGGAGGAGCAGCCUCCCCUGGGGAGGGAAGGGAUGGCAGCCCACAUUUCAAAGCCACCCAUGGACAAUUUGGGAAUAGGAUGGCCAAGCCUGCACAAGACCAAGGAAUGGAGGACACACACAUCUCCCAGGAUGGGUCCCACCACACCAAGGACUACCUGCCAGAUAGGAACUCGCUCCGAAGUCCCCAAAGCCAAAAGAAGGAUGAGGAGGAAGGAGACCAUCGCUACUCCUACAGGGUGCCCCCCAACCCUGUUUCUGCUCCCUACCAUCCAGAAGAGAUUUUUUUUGUUCCUUCUCAGUCUUUGAAGGUCUCAUUCUUUGUCCAUCUAAAGGUGAACCAGGAGGUUUGAGAAAAGGAUCAAGUGCAAUCCAGAAAAGAUUUCUCUGUGGUAAUCCCUGGAGCAGUUGCACUGUAGAGGACGGCAGAUGAGUGCCUCAGAAGGUGAGGUGAGCAACAUGAAGAGUCAAGAAUAGGCAGGUAUUUUGCCCAUAGAAACUUGAGAAGAGUCAGCCUGGGAAGGCAGAAAGGCAGUGGAAAUGAUGCUGUGCUGAGCCUCAGGGACAGGACUAUGGUUUCCUGUGACAUAAUCAGCAGUAAAGGGGAACAAUUUUUUCGCAUAAAUUAAUAUAUUCAUGUAUUGGAGUAGAUUGACACGGAUUUCCAGGAUUAAGUGCUUAAUGAAUUGAAGUGAGGAGGUAAACCCCUGCAAACAGACUCACAGAUUGAACAUAGCAGUCCUGCAGAGAAUCCCUGCUCCACACUGAUGGACACUGCAAGGGUAAGAGUGACUCUCUGUGCUCCUAUUUAGCCAUUUUCUUCCCCAGAUUCUGCUGCCAGCCACUGCUUUGGGGACAGCACUGAAGCUCUGCAGAAGGUCCAGCGCUGAUGCAAUGUGUGCUGUGCAUGGGUCAGCUGUGAGCGGCAGAAAAGCUCCUUGCUUCAAAAAAAUAUAGGGAAGUGAGACAGGCAUGAGGAGCCUCAGCUCACACCCUCAGUGUGAGGGUGUGACCUGACCCUCAGCCUGCAACCCAGCUGCUCUAGGAGCCAUGUCCACCAGCCUUCUCUCCUUGUUUAUUAUUUUGUUCAUUGUUGUAUCCCACGGUGUAAGCAAGCUGCAAAUGUCCUUCUCAGAGGAAGGAACCCAACCUCCUUUGGCUCGCUGCUCCUUAUGCAAACGCAUCGCAUUACUCUUGGGACCGUAUUCAAAACAGCCUCAAUAUGCAUCUGGGCUCCUUAGGGCUGUCACGAAGUUCUUGUGAUGAUUAAAAGCAGGAACACAGCCACAGUUGUUAAUCAUUGUAGAUGAGAGGUUCUUGGAGCUUUUCUGUAUCUCAGGAUGUUCUCACAUGCCACUGAACCCAUCUAAGGACAAAGCCUCAGGGCGGGGUCAGGAUGGGAUUGAGCCUGGGGUCAAGGACCAUGCCCAGAGGGGUACAUGGGGCUGAUCCCAGAGACAUAGGCUGUGCCCAGGAGGAGGGACAGAAUUGGGCUGAGCCCUCCCGGUAACGGUGAUGUUCGAGGGACAGAGCUGAUUCUGGGGCCGGGGCGGUGCCUGAGAGGCCGGGCUGGAGCUGCUCCCGGCCAAAAGGACCGUGCCUGUGGGGUGUAGAUCGGUCCGGUCCCGGGGCGGAGGCAGCAGGAAGAUCUGAGUCCGGGUCCGGACAGCCGCAGGACACGGAGCCCGGUGUCCCGGCCGGGUGGGCCGGGGCGGCGGUGACUCAGCCGGGAGAGGCGGGCGAGGAGGAGGCGGGGGAGGAGGAGCGGCAGGAGCCGCCGCCGCUGCCGAGCCGCUCACCUGCCCGGCUCCGCCAUGGCCCGCCGCCUCGCCGUCCUGCUCCUGCUCCUGGCCCUCGGCUGCCUACUGGGCAUCCUCCUCCUCCUCCUCGGCUCCGGGAACACACGGGGCCCGCCGGGCUUCAAGUAUGGCAUCGUGCUGGACGCUGGGUCAUCCCACACCGCCAUGUUCAUCUACAAGUGGCCUGCAGACAAGGAGAAUGACACCGGCGUGGUCAGCGAGCACAGCAUGUGUGAUGUGGAGGGUCCUGGCAUCUCCAGCUACAGCUUGAACCCUCCGGCAGCCGGGACAAGCCUGGAGCACUGCCUGAACCAGGCCCUGAGAGAUGUGCCCAAGGAGAAGCACGCGGGCACCCCGCUUUACCUAGGUGCCACGGCUGGCAUGCGCCUGCUCAACAUUGCAGACCCACACGCGUCAGACGCUGUCCUCAGAGCUGUAGCAGCCACACUGAAGAUGUACCCCUUUGAUUUCCGGGGAGCAAAGAUCCUGUCAGGGGAAGAGGAAGGGGUCUUUGGCUGGGUCACCGCAAACUAUCUCCUGGAGAACUUCAUCAAGCGUGGAUGGCUUGGAGAAUGGAUCCAGCCUCAGAAGAAGACCCUGGGGGCCAUGGACUUUGGGGGUGCUUCCACACAGAUCACCUUUGAAACCAGGGACAUGAUUGAAAACCCCAGAAACAAGAUGAUGCUAAAGCUGUAUGGCCAGGCAUACCAAGUCUACACGCACAGUUUCCUCUGCUAUGGGAGGGACCAGGUCCUCAAGAGGCUGCUCUCCAAGCUCCUCCAGGCUGAGAGCUACCAAGCAACUGUCUCCCAUCCCUGCUGGCCUAUGGGCUACAACAAGAGCCUGUUGCUGAGCAGCAUCUAUGACAGCCCCUGCACAGAGAAGGAGAGGCCAAGCCUUGCCUUCAACACCACUGUUACCUUGGUCGGCACUGGGAUUGGGAGCCUCUGCGCUCUGCAUGUCAGCAAGCUCUUUGACUUCACCAACUGCUCCUUCUCCCACUGCUCCUUUGAUGGCGUUUUCCAACCGAAGGUUUCAGGAAACUUCAUUGCCUUCUCUGCCUUCUUCUACACGGUGGACUUCAUCCAGACCGUGAUGGGAAGACCCGUGCACCUGCCCAGUGACCUGAAGGAUGCUGCAGAAACUGUCUGUGCCACCAGCUGGAGUGAGCUGCUUCAGAAAGCCCCCAAGCUGGAGAAGAGGCUGCCAGAUUACUGCGCUGUCAGCAUAUUUGUAUAUUUGCUCACCACCAAAGGCUACAGCUUCAACAACCAUUCUUUCCCCAACAUUGCGUUCCAGAAGAAGGCAGGAGAAACCUCCAUUGGCUGGGCCCUGGGCUACAUGCUGAACCUCACCAACAUGAUUCCAGCAGAGAAGCCCUCAUUCCACAAAAGCAUGUUGUACAACUACUGGGUCAUCCUCAUCCUGCUCUUCGUGGUCACCACCCUGACAUCACUGAUGACUGCCAUCUGCCUGUUCCGGUACAGUAAGUCCAGCAUAAUCUGAUGGCAGGGACAGGGUGGGCCACAUCUGCAGGACCACUACCAUCCUACCUGCUGGAGGCUCCAUGGUCUGAAUGCCUGGGAUGUGGCAAGUGCUCAAUGUCCUCCAAGGCCUGACACCGUCCCAGAAGGAAAGCUGUCCCCUUUUGCCCUUCCCCUUGCCCUCAAGCUGCAGGAAAGGAAGGACAGAAGAGGAUCACUGGCCCUGUGGGAGAAGGGCUUAAAUGUUUCCCAUUACUGCUCAGGGAUGAACCCUGAGCAGGCUUGGGAAUGGGACAUUCAGAGCUAGGACAUCUUUUUGCCACCAGAGCUGAGUUGAACUGGGCCAAUGAGCCCAAGCAACAACAGGAUUCAUUUACAUGUGUAUGUGUAUGAAUGGAGAAUAUUACUUACACAAGUCCUUAUAGCUGACCUCACUAGCCUGUCCCUGGAGCAUCAGCCCUGCCUUCUGGGGAGCUCUGGGCAUCAUCCAUGUUGUUUUUCUGGCUGACACACAAAACCCACUGACCUUCCUGAAAGCAAGGUCUUGGCCUUAGCCAUUGGCCUCAGCUUUGGGUAAGGACUUAACAACAACCAGAUGUAGGAAGAUGGCAGCUUCCAGGUCCCACUUCAGCAACCAUACAUGGUGCCUUCACUAUUCCCAUGGUUCCUAUGCCAGACUUGCCUUUGCCACAGCCAGAGACUCCUGCACACCCCGGUUCCUGCAGCUCCGUGGUGCAUGGCUAUGCUGGCACAGAGCUGAUGGGCUCCAGCACUGUGGGGCUUUGCUCUGCACUGGGAUUUGAGCCUGGAUCACCCUGCAUCAGGCAGCUGGGAGGAUGCAUCUUCAUUUCUAAUUGAGUAAGGACAUGGAUGUACAAACAAGAAGAAGGUUUGGUUUUGUUUGUUUGAGGUUUUUUAAUAAUCUGAAAUAAACGUUUGUAACCACA
This is a messenger RNA of Oenanthe melanoleuca, 4720 nucleotides long. RefSeq names its product ectonucleoside triphosphate diphosphohydrolase 2 (gene ENTPD2). The record is from RefSeq and is a predicted model, not a curated record. Gene Ontology annotation, molecular function: GDP phosphatase activity; UDP phosphatase activity. Gene Ontology annotation, cellular component: plasma membrane. Lineage: Eukaryota; Metazoa; Chordata; Aves; Passeriformes; Muscicapidae. Gene Ontology annotation, biological process: nucleoside diphosphate catabolic process. The coding region runs from base 2305 to 3795 and encodes 496 amino acids. The transcript is spliced from 9 exons.